Teleopsis dalmanni is the source of this 1522-nucleotide messenger RNA. It is a transcript of the gene cpa, whose product is annotated as F-actin-capping protein subunit alpha. The record is from RefSeq and is a predicted model, not a curated record. Gene Ontology annotation, biological process: barbed-end actin filament capping; actin cytoskeleton organization. The transcript is spliced from 5 exons. Lineage: Eukaryota; Metazoa; Arthropoda; Insecta; Diptera; Diopsidae. Gene Ontology annotation, cellular component: actin cortical patch; F-actin capping protein complex. Gene Ontology annotation, molecular function: actin filament binding. Bases 221 to 1081 code for a protein of 286 amino acids.
AAAAAGUAAAUGAAGUUUGUAGUCGUGAACAUAAAGUGCCAGAGCAGUUCAUAUAUGUUUUGCAAUUAAAAUAGCGCACAACAAAUAAUAAAAAUAUAAAAGACUGAAUUAAAUUUUAUAAUAAGCCUACUUGAUUACAAAACGAAAUUUUGUAUAAAAAGCAAUUGAAUAUAUAUUAGUAAAACACUACUAAUUAUUUAAAAAAAAGAACUUUGUUGAAAUGGAGCAAACACAAAUAAGUGAUGCCGAAAAGGUGAGGAUCGUUUCAGAUUUUAUUCUACACGCACCUCCAGGAGAGUUUAAUGAAGUGUUCAAUGAUGUACGUGAAUUGCUGAAGAAUGAUGCACUUCUCAAAGAAGGUGCAAGCCAUGCGUUUGCUCAAUACAAUAAAGAUCAACUAACACCAGUUCGUAUUGAGGGCAGUGAGCAUAAUGCCGUAAUAUCAGAAUUCAAUGAUUUAGGAGGGAGUCGUUUCUAUGAUCCACGAACGAAACAAACAUUUAAGUAUGACCAUUUGCGUAAGGAAGCAAGUGAUUAUCAAGAUGUGGAAUCUGAUGCAACAGCAGAACCUUGGCGUGCUGCUUUGGAUAUUGAAGCUUUGGCUUAUACUGCCAGUCACUAUAGACAUGGGGUAUGUUCUGUUUACAGCAAAACUCAAGCUAACCAAAUUACAUUAACUAUAUGCAUUGAAGACCAUCAGUUUCAACCCAAGAAUUAUUGGAAUGGUCGUUGGCGUUCACAGUGGCACGUUACAUUUCCAUCUGGUGGUGGUAGCGCAGAACUAAAAGGUGUACUUAAAGUGCAGGUACACUAUUAUGAAGAUGGCAAUGUACAAUUAGUAUCAUCUAAGGAAUGUCGAGAAUCAGUACUUGCCAAUAAUGAACAACAAAUGGCCAAAGAAGUAAUUCGCCUUAUAGAAGAAGCUGAAAAUGAAUAUCAACUGGCCAUAUCAGAAAAUUAUCAGACUAUGUCAGAUACAACAUUCAAAGCUAUGCGUCGUCAACUCCCAAUUACAAGAACCAAAAUAGAUUGGGGUAAAAUUGUUUCAUAUAGCAUUGGUAAAGAAUUGAAAACGCAAUAAGAGCUAGAGGAAGCGGAGGCGGAACCGCAACCUAUGAAGAGACCGACUAGUCUUCCUCUGGCUAUUGAUUAUAAAAGAGAUGUAAAAAGUAAAAAUUAGAGAGAAACGAUAAAUAAUUUUAAAACUAUUAGCACUUUGAAGUUUGCUAUUAAAUGGAAAUAAUUUUUUGGAAAAAAUUAUUGCUUUGUUCAAUAUAACAAAAUUUGGAAACAAUUUUCAUUUAAACAUUAUAAUCAAAAAUUAAUAUAGCCUAGUAAAACAAAUUUAUUUUACUUUUUAAACUAGAACUUAAUGAUUUUUUUCGUUGUUACAAUAUUUAUAUCGUUUUACUUUACAUACUUGCGUGGGUGAAAAAAAGAUAUGAGAAAUUUAAACCCUAUAAUAAUGUUAUAAUAUGAAACGUUAUUAACAUUUAUAUUAAUAAAUACUAUAAAUAUUUUA